UUCUUUUUGAGAACUCUCAGGGACACACAAGGGAAGAGCUGCUCAGAGUUUGCUUUGCCAACUUUCCACGCAAGAGUUUUCAGGAAAGCAAGAAGGGACCACACAGGAAGAAUCUCUGUUCCAUUCAUGAACGCAAGCAAGAAAGUGGAUUUGAAAAUCAUUAUCAUUGGAGCUCUAGGUGUAGGCAAAACCUCUCUCCUCCUUCAAUAUAUUCACAAAACAUUUCACGAAGAUUAUCAAACUACCCUAGGAGCCAGUGUCUUGUCUAAGAUGGUGGUGGUGGACAAUACCAUCCUGAAGCUGCAGAUUUGGGACACUGGUGGACAGGAACGAUUCCGGUCCAUGGUAUCAACAUUUUAUAAAGGCGCAGAUGGCUGUGUGCUGGCCUUUGAUGUCACGGAUGAAGAUUCCUUUGAGUCCUUGAAUUACUGGAGGAAAGACUUUCUGCAGAAGGUCGCUCCUACAGAGCAAAGCUUCCCUAUGGUCGUUCUGGGGAAUAAAAUUGAUUUGAAGGAACGAGAGGUAUCCAAGGAGGAAGCUUCAUUAUGGUGUUUGAAGAAGAACAUUGCCUACUUUGAAGUUAGUGCCAAAGAUGAUAUCAAUGUAGUGCAAGCCUUUGAGACCUUAUCAAGGCAAGCACUCUCAAGGUACCAAGGGACCAUCGAGAACUAUCUCACAGAUUCUAUUAAGCUUACUCCUGAAGAUGAGUCCAGAAAGAAAUGCUGCUGAGAUGUUGUUUGGAAAGAUGGAAUAUUUUCACUCAGGAAACAGCUACAGUUG
Molecule: messenger RNA, 780 nt
Organism: Euleptes europaea (tarantolino)
Lineage: Eukaryota; Metazoa; Chordata; Lepidosauria; Squamata; Sphaerodactylidae
Gene: RAB7B
Product: RAB7B, member RAS oncogene family
Exons: 6
Coding region: 127-729 (200 amino acids)
Biological process (GO): endosome to lysosome transport; phagosome-lysosome fusion
Cellular component (GO): phagocytic vesicle; late endosome; lysosome
Molecular function (GO): GTP binding; GTPase activity
Source: RefSeq, a predicted model, not a curated record